Molecule: messenger RNA, 1318 nt
Organism: Mobula hypostoma (lesser devil ray)
Lineage: Eukaryota; Metazoa; Chordata; Chondrichthyes; Myliobatiformes; Myliobatidae
Product: grancalcin-like
Exons: 8
Coding region: 155-799 (214 amino acids)
Molecular function (GO): calcium ion binding
Source: RefSeq, a predicted model, not a curated record
GCUGAGGCUGCGGAGUGCCGGGCGACAGGAAGUGAGGCAGAGAGACGGGACGUUGCUCGCUGCUCGGUGUUUAAAUACAGCGUUUUCCCAGAGGUUGUGAACUGUAAAUACCUUCAGUCCCCGGCUUUAGUGAUACGCGGCGAGCUCGGAGACCAUGUCUUACCCAGGAUAUGGCGGGCAUGGAGGUUUUAGUGGACAUAUGGCAGGAAUGGCAGGGCCAGGUGGCCCGAUGCAUGCUGCUCCACCAGGUGCAUAUCAAACUUACUCUGCGUACUCUGGUUAUCCUGCGGCUUCCGUCGAUCCAAUGUGGAGUUAUUUCACUGCAAUUGCUGGACAGGAUGGUGAAGUGGAUGCUGAGGAAUUGCAGCGAUGUUUAACUCAAUCUGGGCUACAUGGCACCUAUAAACCUUUUAGUUUGGAGACUUGCAGAAUCAUGAUAUCCAUGUUGGAUAGAGAUAUGACUGGGAAGAUGGGCUUUAAUGAAUUUAAAGAACUGUGGGCAGCACUCAGCGGUUGGAAACAGAACUUCAUGAUGUAUGAUCAGGACAGAAGUGGGACUGUAGAACCACUUGAACUUGGCCAGGCUAUUACAUCAAUGGGAUACAGGUUGAGUGCUCAAGCCAUAAGUGGUAUUAUAAAGCGGUACUGCAAAAAUGGGAAGACUUACUUUGAUGACUAUGUUGCCUGCUGUGUAAAGUUAAGGGCGGUUACAGAUGCUUUCAGGCGAAGAGACAGCCUCCAGCAAGGAUAUGCAAACUUCAGUUAUGAUGAUUUUAUCCAGUGUACAAUGUCCAUUUGAAUACAAAAUGGCAUCACAAUGCAAAAAAAGUCAUGGAUUAAAACCAGUGAUUUAUAUUGCUGUGAAGAUGAAUCAAGCUGACUUAAACUGCAUAAAUGUCUAGUUGUUUUGUAUAUUUUUUCUUUUUUAAUAAAAAAAAAGAGAAAUUGGAUUUUAUGAUGUGUACACUUUGUUAUCCUCCAAAUUGCCAAACUGCAUAUUUCUCUAAUAGCUUGCAAAAUGCUACUUUACAUGUUAGUGACGUUGUCGUUGUGCCUCUUGGAAAAUUUGUGUAAUUAAAUGACAAAAGUUUAGGUUUUGGCCUAUUGUAAUGUAUAAUGUAAUCAAGCUAAUGUGAAUAAUUUUUUUCUUUUGUGAGCCAAACAUUUUACAUUUGACCACUAUUUCCAUUUGCAAUUUUUUAAAAAAGUUAUAUUUUCACAUUUUCAUACUGUAUCAUCACGUAAUAAACACUCUUUCUGAUUUAAUGCUGUAUACACAGUUGUCAAUGCAAUAAAAUAAAAAGUCACGAUAAAGGUU